AUGGCUGAUUCCGGUGCUGAUCGGGUUGAGGCUGCAUUAGACCGCCUCACCUCUCGCAUUGAAGAUCUCCUACAGCAUGUAACACCUUCCCCUUCACCCUCUGGUCCUCCUCGCAGCCCUUUCUUUGAGUACCACGGUACUCCACCUCAGGAUCGCAUCACCAUUGCUGCGUUUUAUAUGGAGGGAAGGGCCCUUGCUUGGUUCCAAUGGAUGUCAAGCAACGGCCAAUUCACCUCUUGGCCUGUAUUCCUACAGGCCUUGCAGACAAGGUUUGCCCCAUCUACCUAUGAGGAUCCUUCCGGCUCUCUAUUCAAGCUUACACAGACAACCACAGUGACGGACUACUUAUCUGAAUUCGAAGCGCUUGCUAACAGGGUCGUCGGCCUCCCAGCCCCAUUUCUCCUUAGCUGCUUCGUUUCCGGUCUUGCGCCAGAAAUUCGCCGCGAAGUCAUGAUCAACCAGCCUCUUACGGUGGCCCAAGCAGCGGGCCUAGCGCGCCUCCACGAGGAGAAAUUGCGCGACCUCCGCUUCGAUUUCCGCCAUCCUUACCGCUCUCAAAGUCCCCAACCACCUGCGGUUCCCCCGCAACCACCACCACUUUCCACGGUGCCCUCUCCACGCACCUCCUCCCUUCCUCCUUUACUGCCUUUACCCCCGCGUCCCACUCCACCACCACCCACCUUUCGCCGCCUGACCCCGGAGGAACUGGCUUCACGUCGGGAACGGGGCCUCUGCUUCUCUUGCGACGAGAAGUUUCACAAAGGCCAUAGGUGCACCGCUAGGGUUCACCUUCUGAUUGCAGACGCAGAUGACCCUGUGGAGCACUUGGGUUCUAAUAUAGACCCAUCAGAUCCAAUUGACCCGGACCCCGGCCCAAUUGACAGACCCGACUCCCCAGCCCAUAUCCGCCUCAAUUCAUUAGCGGGCCACUUAGCCCCCGAGACCAUGCGUAUCAUCGGCGACAUCUCCGGCCACCCUGUGCUGGUCCUCGUUGACGGUGGGAGCACCCACAAUUUCCUCCAAGAGCAGCUCGUGACCCAAUUGGGCCUUCCAUCCCGCUCCACCACGCCAUUGAAAGUCAUGGUCGGAAAUGGACAGCACCUCCAGUGUCACACGAUCUGUGACUCCGUCACUCUUGUCCUUCAACAGCACUCAUUCACCGUGGAUUUUUACGUGCUUCCGAUUGCCGGCGCUAAUGUCAUCCUUGGCGUCCAAUGGUUGCAAUCCUUGGGCCCUGUUUUAACUGAUUAUACUCACCUUCGUAUGCAAUUUUUUCAUGAUGGCAGGUUGGUCAACUUGCAAGGGGAUCCUGAGGCCCAUCGUGGCCUGUUAUCGUCUCCACAGUUCCGACGCGUUUGCCGCAGCCACAAUCAGAGCCUCUGCUUCCAUAUCACCGUGCUUCCAAAUGAUUUAGAGUCAACGUUGACCAAGCCGGUGGACCCUCAAGUACAACAUCUUCUUCAACAAUUCUCGAUUCUCUUUCAGGAGCCCAACACCCUUCCGCCGGCCAGGGAAACGGACCACCAAAUUCAUUUAAAACCUCACGCCGCUCCCGUCAAUGUCAGGCCAUAUAAAUACCCCUAUUACCAGAAACGCGAGAUCGAAACUCAGGUGGAGACCAUGCUUCAACGGGGAAUCAUUCAACCCAGCAAGAGUCCCUUUUCUUCCCCGGUCUUACUGGUCAAGAAGUCCGACAACACAUGGAGGUUCUGCGUCGAUUACCGUGCGCUGAAUGCUCUAACAGUCAAAGAUCGUUUUCCGAUUCCGACGAUCGAUGAGCUGUUGGACGAGCUCGGCGGCGCUAGUUGCUUCUCCAAGUUGGAUUUGUUGCAGGGGUAUCAUCAGAUACGUAUGCAACCAGAUGACAUCCCCAAAACAGCCUUUCGAACACAUCACGGGCACUUUGAAUUCAAAGUGAUGCCCUUCGGCUUGUGCAACGCACCUUCAUCUUUCCAGGCAACGAUGAAUUCCCUUUUCCGACCAUACCUCCGGCGCUUUAUCAUCGUAUUUUUCGAUGAUAUUCUUAUAUACAGCGUCUCUCUCAGUGAACACCUGCGUCACCUACAGACCACAUUUCAAAUCCUUUAUGAGCAUCAUUUUGUGCUUAAGCUUUCCAAAUGCCUCUUUGCUCAACCUGAAGUCGAGUACUUAGGUCACUUAGUCUCCUACAAAGGCGUCCAACCAGUCACUUCCAAACUCGAUGCCAUUGCUCAGUGGCCCCAACCGCGUUCUGUUCGUGCUCUUCGUGGUUUCCUGGGUCUUGCCGGCUUUUACCGCCGAUUCAUUCGAGGAUACGCCACCAUUGCCGCGCCACUCGUGAAGGCCACCACUAGUGAACCCCUUCAAUGGACUUCAUCCACUCAGACCGCUUUUGAUACCCUCAAACACGCCCUCACUUCCGCCCCGGUUCUCACUCUUCCCAACUUUCAAUUACCCUUUACCAUUGAGACUGAUGCCUCCACGAUUGGGAUGGGGGCCGUUUUAUCACAGCAGGGUCACCCAAUUGCUUACUUCAGUAAGCCUUUUAGCCAGAAAAUGCUCCGCGCCUCUACUUAUGUUCGAGAGCUAUUUGCCAUAACCGCCACCGUGAAGAAGUGGCGGCAAUACCUUCUCGGCCACUCCUUCACCAUUUUAACGGACCACCGCAACUUGAAAGAACUGAUGACUCAGGUGGUGCAAACACCCGAAUAG
Messenger RNA from Glycine soja, 2691 nucleotides. RefSeq lists its product as uncharacterized. Bases 1 to 2691 code for a protein of 896 amino acids. The record is from RefSeq and is a predicted model, not a curated record. NCBI's taxonomy places the organism in Eukaryota, Viridiplantae, Streptophyta, Magnoliopsida, Fabales, Fabaceae. The transcript is spliced from 2 exons.